This is a messenger RNA of Lampris incognitus (smalleye Pacific opah), 3540 nucleotides long. RefSeq names its product SWI/SNF related, matrix associated, actin dependent regulator of chromatin, subfamily a-like 1 (gene smarcal1). NCBI's taxonomy places the organism in Eukaryota, Metazoa, Chordata, Actinopteri, Lampriformes, Lampridae. Gene Ontology annotation, cellular component: nuclear replication fork. Gene Ontology annotation, molecular function: ATP binding; ATP-dependent chromatin remodeler activity. The coding region runs from base 503 to 3205 and encodes 900 amino acids. The record is from RefSeq and is a predicted model, not a curated record. Gene Ontology annotation, biological process: DNA repair; replication fork processing. The transcript is spliced from 18 exons.
GGCUGCGGCGCAUGAGCUUGCUCGAGCGUGUAGGUUCGGCUGUGUCUGUCGGUCAACCCGCCGUCACUCACGCGGGAGCCGCGUGCAGCGUGACGCGCUGUUGCUUCACGGGACAAGUUGGUUUCGCUUGGCUGUUGCUAGGUUGUGCACUGGGUACGUUAGCUAGCCCGAUAGCUUCACUGCUUAGCACAGGACAGCUAGCGGCACGAAUAACGUCGCCAUCUGACCCUGUCAACGGUGGACCUCCGGUGGACCUCCUGGGGACCUCCGGUGGACCUCAGGUGGACGGCCGACCUCAGGUGGACCUCCGGUGGAUGAGCGGCUUGGCUGGUUCCGGUAACCAGCAAGUCACAUGUGUGGGCCAGGCGUGAGCUUGAUUUUCGGCCAUGUGGACUUAUGGGUGACUGCGGAGUGUAACGUUCCUAGGCGAGUUAGCUUAGCGUUAACGCUAGCUGCCCCACUGCACCAAGCUGAGUAAACCGCAAGUCCAAACCAACAAACAAUGUCUGAUCAGCUGACUGUGGAACAGAAGCGACAAAUUGAAGACAACCGGCAGAAGGCUUUAGAGAGGAGAGCCCAAAGACUUGGCCAGCAAACAACCACAAACCAGCAAACAUCGGCGGGCUACAACAGACAUUUCAGUAGGCAGCAGAAUGUACCGGUGACGCCCAGUGUCCCGGGUCAUCAAGCAGGGCCAGCUUCCACUUCUGCUUCUCGACCAGGUCCUUUUCUUCCACCUUUCAAAGCAGUCUUACAGAACCAAGGCACACAUUCUGCGCAGUCGUUCUCAGAAAGUGCUCAGACAGUUCUCCAUAACGCUGCUCCUUCAAGACAGGUGCAGAUAACACACCCUGUUCAUCAGUCAAAGGGUCAACAUUUGAAUAGUGCUGGCUUGUCUGGCAGGGAUAGCUUUGGAGUUAAACCUAUAGAGCAAAAGUCUACUAUUCCCUCUACUACCUCCACUGGUGCAGUUAACCUGUUCUACAAACAAGGCAGUGAGCGUGUCCAUAGUUCAAACUCCUCAAGAGUAAAUGCUGCACCAACAAAGAAGCCCACCAUCUCUGUGAGAGGGAAGUGUGUGUCUCACACAGAGGAUCGCUUCAGAGUAGAGGUGGGCUACCAUAAAGAGCUUAUUGCUGUUUUUAAAGCAAUACCUUCUAAGAGCUAUGAUCCUGCGACAAAGAUGUGGAAUUUCAGUCUUGGGGACUAUCAACAGCUUAUGGAGGAAGCUGGCACUCUUUCCAGUGUGUCCCUGAAGCCUCUUGAGGGUAUGGAGGCAAUGGAUGUGACUGGAGCAUCUAGUCGUGCUCGUGAUGGUGCAGCAAUUGGAGCACUGCUGAAGCUCUGUAAUAGUUGGCAGAAACCCAAAGCCACUCUUCAGGGUCAAUGCCUUCUGGUGUCUCAGUCAAAAUUUGAGGUUGACAUCGGUUACCAUGUUGACGUCGUUGCUGCUUUCAAGCAAAUGCCAAGCAAAAGCUAUGACAUGAAAACAAGGAAGUGGAGUUUCUUGCUGAAAGAUUACAAAGGACUUAUGGAUGUCCUCAGUGGGAAAGCAGACGUGGAGGUGGAGCCUCUACCCAGGGCAGUGAUCCAGACUUUCUCAGCCAGGUUUGAUGGGACUCAGGUCAGGUUGUUAGAGGUCCCUGAGGCAGACCUUUCCUGCAUCGACCCCUCACUCACCGGUGGCCUUAUGCCCUUCCAGAGGGAGGGAGUCAAUGUUGCAGUUUCUAAAGAAGGCCGGCUCCUGCUGGCUGAUGACAUGGGCCUGGGGAAAACAGUGCAGGCCAUCUGUAUUGCAGCCUACUACAGGAAAGAGUGGCCUUUACUCGUGGUGUCACCCUCCUCUGUACGAUUCACCUGGGCUGAGGCUUUCAGACGCUGGCUUCCCUCAGUGUGUCCGGACAGCAUCAACGUGGUGGUGAAGGCCAAAGACAGCCUGCGCUCCGGUUUGGUUAACAUCAUCAGCUACGACCUCCUCAGCAGGAUGGACAAACAGCAAUUAGCCAACUUUAAUGUCCUCAUCAUGGAUGAGUCCCACUUCCUUAAGAACAUGAAGACCGCACGAUGGAAAGCUGCUUUGCCCCUGCUAAAGGCAGCAAAGAGGGUGAUCCUUCUGUCUGGGACCCCUGCCAUGUCCAGACCCUCAGAGCUCUACACCCAGAUCUUUGCUGUCAGACCCACCCUCUUCCCACAAUUCCAUGAGUUUGGGAUGCGUUACUGCAAUGCCAAACAGCUGACCUGGGGCUGGGACUACUCUGGGUCGUCUAACCUCGGGGAGCUGAAGCUGCUGCUGGAGGAAUGCCUGAUGCUGCGUCGCCUCAAGUCCGAUGUCCUCUCCCAGCUGCCUGCCAAACAGCGCAAGGUUGUCAUGGUGACCAUAGAUGGAGUCAACACCCGGCUCAAAGCUGCCCUCUCAGCUGCAGCUAAGGAGCUGGCCAAGGGACAGCCCAACAAGAUGAAAGAGAAAGAGGCCCUGCUCAUCUUCUAUAGCCACACGGCUGAGGCCAAGCUGCAAGUCAUUAUGCAGUAUAUCAUGGACAUAUUGGAAUGUGGAAGGGAGAAGUUUCUGGUUUUUGCCCAUCACAAACUGGUUUUGGACCACAUCACUGAAGAACUUGGAAAGAAGAAUAUCAGUUAUAUCCGUAUUGAUGGCUCCACUCCAUCAGCGGAGCGCCAGCAGUUGUGUGAGAAGUUUCAGCACUCGACUAAGAGCUGCGUGGCAGUGCUGUCCAUCACUGCCGCCAACAUGGGUGUUACUCUGCACGCUGCUGACCUGGUCGUCUUCGCAGAACUCUUCUGGAACCCAGGGGUUCUCAUUCAGGCAGAGGAUAGGGUGCACCGCAUUGGGCAGACCGGCAAUGUAAACAUUCACUACCUGGUGGCCAAAGGGACUGCUGAUGAUUACCUCUGGCCCAUGAUCCAGGCAAAAAUGAACGUCUUGGAGCAGGUUGGCCUUUCUGAGUCAAACCUCUCUGAAAAUGCACUGAAUUCAACCUUCCACUCGAAGGACCCUCUGCAGAGUACCAUCACAGAGAUGUUCCAGAGGACUUUCACAGCAGAUCAUGACAUGGAUGAGGCAGUCUUAUUGGAUGCUCUGGAUGACUGGGAAGAAGAUGACCUGGGACACGCUUACGGACAGCAUGAUGACAUAGUCACAGAGAGCCCUCACAAAAAGAGAUGCAUCAAAGACUGUUUCACUACGUGACCUGGGAAGCAUCUGUUCUGCUUUUGAAAAAAUUCUAUAAAGGACGUGCCUGUGAAGAUAACAUCUAGAGGUUGGUUGUCUCCAGAGUUAUCAUCAGAAUUUGUUCAGGACUCUGCAGAGUACCAUCACAGAGAUGUUCCAGAGGACUUUCACAGCAGAUGAUGACAUGGAUCAUCUACAGUAAGGUUGCAUGCGGUCAUGUCUCAAGUACUGAGCAAGUUAGGAAGUUACAUGUUUUGAAAAAUUUUUUUACAUUUUGAUCAGACUGCAAUUUUCAAAGGUUUACACAGAUCCUUCUUAAAAUUUGUGGGUUAUAUAAAUUAAAGUUCAUCAAA